Schistocerca nitens (vagrant locust) is the source of this 7343-nucleotide messenger RNA. RefSeq names its product transcription elongation factor SPT6 (gene Spt6). The record is from RefSeq and is a predicted model, not a curated record. Bases 268 to 5685 code for a protein of 1805 amino acids. Gene Ontology annotation, cellular component: transcription elongation factor complex. The transcript has 30 exons. Gene Ontology annotation, molecular function: nucleosome binding; DNA binding; histone binding. Gene Ontology annotation, biological process: mRNA transcription by RNA polymerase II; nucleosome organization; transcription elongation by RNA polymerase II. Lineage: Eukaryota; Metazoa; Arthropoda; Insecta; Orthoptera; Acrididae.
CAGCCAUGUUAUAUUUGUGUUAAAUGGAGGCUCUAAUGUAAAUAUGGAUUAAUGUUUUGUCCAUAUUAAUAUUGGAGCCAGUAUUAAUGUGGUAGAAUGAAAGUUCAUAAACAAAUAUAAAAUAUUCUCUCCCACCCGUAAUAAACCUACAAUCGUCUGCCACCCUUUUCUUUCCUUGGAACAUAAAGUAGCGUACCACGUAGGAAAAACUGUUUUGAAGAUAAAGAAUUGUUCCUCGCCACUUCUUGAGACUCUCCCUUCAGAGUUAUGGCUGACUUUCUCGACUCCGAAGCGGAAGAAAGUGAGGAUGAGGAAGUCGAAGGAUACGGGAAAAAGAAUAAACGUGCAAAGGCAGUCGACAGUGAUGAUGAAGAUGAAGAAGAAGAUGAUGAGGACAAGCUUCGAGAAGAGCUAAAGGAUCUUAUAGAUGAUGCACCAAUUGAUGAAAGUGAUGGAGAAGAUUCUGAUGGAUCAGGUGGAAGUACAAAGCGUAAGAAACGGGAUGAUGAUGACGAUGAUGACUAUGAUGAUCGCCUUGAAGAUGAAGAUUAUGAUCUAAUUGAGGAGAACUUGGGAGUAAAAGUUGAAAGACGUAAACGUUUCAAACGUUUAAAAAGAAUUCAAGAUGAAGAAUCAGAAGAGGAGCAAGAAGAACAAAAUGAAGACGAGAGAGAUGCUAUUGCAAAUGAGUUAUUUGAAGGAUCAGACCACGAAGAGGAGAGAGCGUCAGAAAGAGGAAGGGUUGAAACAGAGCGUGUUGAUGAGGAAGAAGAUGAAGAGGGUGACUAUUCAGAUGAGGAUGAUUUCAUUGUAGAUGAUGAUGGUCGUCCAAUUGCUGACAAAAGAAAACGUCGAAAACCAAUAUUUAGUGAUGCAGCCCUGCAAGAAGCCCAGGACAUUUUUGGUGUGGACUUUGAUUAUGAUGAGUUUGAGAAGUAUGGUGAAGAUGAAUAUGAAGAAGAAGAGGAAGAUGAUGAGUAUGUUGAUGAUGACGGAGAAGAUACUGAAAGAAGGAGGCGACCGAAGAAAGCAGCUCGCAAGAAGCCUACUAGAAAGUCAAUAUUUGAAAUUUAUGAACCUAGUGAACUGAAGAGGGGACAUUUCACAGAUUUGGAUAAUGAGAUCAGAGAGAAAGAUAUACCAGAGAGAAUGCAACUUCGUGACAUCCCUGUUACACCUGUACCAGAGGGAUCUGAUGAACUGGAUGAUGAAGCAGAAUGGAUUUACAAACAAGCAUUCUGCAAACCUACUAUAUCAUGCCAGGAUGGACAUGGAGAUAUGAGAGAUAGGUCGAGAAAAGGUCCUCAAACUGUCGGAAAAAUCAAAAAGGCUUUAGAUUUUAUGCGAAAUCAACACUUGGAAGUUCCUUUCAUCGCCUUCUACAGAAAAGAAUAUGUUCAGCCUGAAUUAAAUAUAAAUGAUUUAUGGAAAGUGUAUAAAUUUGAUGAAAAGUGGUGUCAGCUACGAACAAGGAAAACAAAUUUAUUGUCAUUAUUUGAAAAAAUGCGGGAUUAUCAGGCAGAAGAACUGAUGAAGGAUCCUGACCAGCCAAUUCCAGACAGUGUUCGUGUACUAAAGGAAGAAGAUAUUGAAAGGUUGAAAUCUGUUCAGACCACAGAAGAGUUAAAGGAUGUACAUUCUCAUUUCCUCCUUUAUUACUCACAUGAAAUUCCAGCCAUGCAGGCAGCAUGGAGAGCUAAACAGAGAGAAGCAGCUCUGGAAGCUCGUCGCAACAAAAGGAAAAAGACUCCUGUUGAGGGAGAAGAUGGAGAAGAGGCAGAACAGGAAGAAAAUGAAGCUGAAGAGCCUGAAGUUGUCGAGGAACCAACUGAAACUGAAACGGUGAAGCAAGCUGUCCGUAGUGGUCCAUUCACAAUGUGCAGAAAAGCUGGCUUAGAUGGUUUGGCUAAGAAAUUCGGUUUAUCUCCUGAACAGUUUGGAGAAAAUUUGAGAGAUAAUUAUCAACGCCAUGAAGUAGAACAAGAGCCAACAGAGCCAACUGAAGUUGCAAAGGAGUUUGUCAGCAGCAAAUUUUCAUCAGUGGAAGAUGUACUGAAAGCUGUUAAGUUCAUGGUUGCAAUGCAGUUGUCACGUGAUCCACUUGUUAGGAAAUGUGUGAGAGAGACUUUCUUUGAACGUGCGAAGAUCAAUGUAAAGCCCACGAAAAAAGGCAUAAAAGAAAUUGAUGAAAGUCAUCCUUGUUACAGUAUGAAGUAUGUUAAGAACAAGCCUGUCCGUGAUCUGACUGGAGACCAGUUUCUGAAGCUGACAAUAGCUGAAACUGACAAGCUUCUGACAGUUACAAUCAGUGAGCAAAUAGAUGGAAUAACAUCAUCUUCAUAUAUUGAAGAAGUUAAACAGCUAUAUUACCGGGACGAAUUCAGCAAAAAUGUCCAAGAGUGGAAUUCACUUAGAGUAAAUUGUGUGGAGCUGGCACUGAAAUGCCUCCUGCUUCCAGAUUUACGUAAAGAACUACGAACAAAUCUUCUAAUCGAAGCAAGAGAAUCUGUUCUUAGAACAUGUUGCCGCAAAUUGUAUAAUUGGCUGAAGGUUGCACCAUAUUCAGUGGAGUUCACAGAUGAGGAAGAAGAAGAGUGGGACACCAGCAAAGGGUUAAGAGUUAUGGCAGUAGCUUACGUUCCAGAUUACAGUCAAGCAUCUUUUGCUUGUAUGGUUGGGCCCGAUGGAGACUGCACUGAUUAUCUCAGAUUACCCCAUUUGCUGAGAAGGAAAAAUUCAUUCAGAGAAGAAGAAAAGUUGCAGAAGGAAGCAGACUUACUUGCUUUACGAAAUUUUAUCUACACCAAGAAGCCUCAUGUGAUAUGUGUUGGAGGAGAGUCACGGGAAGCACUUAUGGUGGCUGCUGAUUUGAAGGAAAUAGUCAAUCAGCUAGUAGAAGAUGACCAGUUUCCAACAAUAGCUGUGGAAAUAUGUGACAAUGAAUUGGCUAAAGUGUAUGCCAAUUCUAUAAAAGGAGAGAAUGACUUCCGUGAUUAUCCUCAUCUGCUACGACAAGCUAUAUCAAUUGCUAGAAGAAUGCAAGAUCCACUUAUUGAGUUCUCUCAGCUUUGUACAUCUGAUGAAGAAAUCUUGUGCCUUAGAUACCAUCCUUUGCAGGACCAGCUGGUAAGAGAGGAACUGCUUGAAGCACUGUAUCUUGAGUUUGUGAAUCGAACCAACGAAGUAGGUGUUGACAUAAAUUUGGCUGUCCAGCAAGCAUACACAUGCAACCUUGUCCAGUUUGUUUGUGGCCUUGGUCCAAGAAAAGGACAGGCACUGCUGAAGUUGCUCAAACAGAACAAUCAGAGGCUUGAAAACAGGACCCAGCUUGUGACGUCUUGCCGUAUGGGUCCAAAAGUUUUCAUCAACUGUGCAGGAUUUAUUAAGAUCGAUACAAAUUCCUUAGGAGACAGCACUGAAGCGUAUGUAGAAGUCCUUGAUGGCUCAAGAGUACAUCCCGAAACAUAUGAAUGGGCACGGAAAAUGGCUGUAGAUGCCCUAGAAUAUGAUGAUGAAGAUCCUAAUCCUGCUGGAGCUUUGGAAGAAAUUCUAGAGUCUCCAGAAAGAUUAAAAGAUCUUGAUCUUGAUGCAUUUGCUGAAGAACUUGAGAGACAGGGCUUUGGUAACAAGAGUAUUACCUUAUAUGAUAUCAGGGCAGAACUCAAUCAUAGAUAUAAGGACUUACGAAGCCCAUAUACAUCACCUAAUCCUGAAGAACUGUUUAAUAUGCUGACUAAGGAAACACCAGAAACAUUCUUCAUUGGAAAAAUGGUACUUGCGACUGUUAUAGGCAUUACGCACAGGAAACCUCAAGGAGACCAGUUGGACCAAGCAAACCCAGUACGUAAUGAUGAAACUGGACUCUGGCAGUGCCCCUUCUGUUUGAAGAAUGAUUUUCCGGAACUUUCAGAGGUGUGGAAUCACUUUGAUGCUGGAGGUUGCCCUGGCCAAGCCACAGGAGUAAGAUUACGACUAGACAAUGGUAUUUCUGGUUAUGUUCACAUUAAAAAUCUCUCUGAUAAGCAUGUGAGCAAUCCAGAAGAGCGAGUUACAAGAGGACAAACCAUACAUUGCCGGGUAAUUAAAAUUGAUGUGGAGCGAUUUUCUGUGGAAUGUACAUCAAAAAGCUCUGACCUUGCUGACAAAAAUCAUGAAUGGAGGCCUCCUAAAGAUCCCUUUUAUGAUAAUGAAGCAGAAGAUAAAGACCUGAAAGCAGAAGAAGAAGCUAAAAAGAUGAAACAGCGGCAAACAUACAUAAAACGUGUUAUUGUCCAUCCUUCUUUCCAUAAUAUUUCUUUCAAGGAAGCGGAAGAAAUUAUGAAUCAGAUGGAUCAGGGUGAAGUAAUAGUUCGACCUUCAAGUAAAGGUGCAGAUCAUCUCACAGUUACAUGGAAAGUGACUGACGGAGUCUACCAGCACAUAGAUGUAAGGGAAGAAGGAAAGGAAAAUGCGUUUAGUUUGGGUCAGUCACUUUGGAUUGGCAAUGAAGAAUUUGAAGAUUUGGAUGAAAUCAUAGCCCGUUAUGUCAAUCCAAUGGCUGCACAUGCUCGAGACCUAUUAUCAUUUAAGUACUAUCGAGAUACUGAAGGUCUGAAGGACAAAGCAGAAGAGCUUCUGAAGGAAGAGAAGAAGAAAAACCCCUCUAAAAUUCAUUACUUCAUCAGUGCCUCCAAGAGCUAUCCUGGAAAAUUUUUGCUGUCGUACCUACCAAGAACAAGAUGUCGGCAUGAAUAUGUGACUGUGACUCCGGAAGGAUUUCGAUUUAGACAGCAGAUUUUUGAUUCACUAGGUUCAUUGUUCCGUUGGUUUAAAGAACACUUCAGAGAUCCAGUGCCAGGUACACCAAGUACACCUCGUGGUGCUGCAACCAACAGAACACCUUACCAGACACCAAACAUUAAUAUUGCUGGCAUGAACCCAGAAGCAAUACAGAGGGUUGCUCAGAAUAUGCCAACACACAUGUUGCAUAGUCUGUCUCAAGUUGCAAGCCAGACGCCACAUUAUCCUCACACUCCUGGUGGCGGUACUUAUGGAGCCAAUGUUCAUACUUAUCCAAACACCCCAUACACUCCGUCUGGACAAACACCUUUUAUGACUCCCUACCAUACUCCACAUAUGACACAGACACCUAGGUAUGGACAGCAGACACCAUCCCACACGCAAGGAGGCUUUUUGCAUCCAGGUUCUGUAACGCCAUCUCAUAGAACACCUUCUCAGAGAGCAGCUCAUACUCCACAUACACCACAGCCAAGGCCGCAAGUUACGCCACAAACCUCAGAGCCAAUGGACUGGAGAAAAGCUGCUGAAGCAUGGGCAAAAUUGAAAAAUCGUGAGGCAGGUUUGGGAACACCAAGGCAAGAUGGUCGAACAACACCACGUCAACACAGUGGAGGUUCAACACCACGAUUUGAUGAUAUAAGGAAGACAACUCCUCAGUUUGAUGAGGCUGGCCGAGCUACACCAAGAAGCAACAGUAGUGGCAGUAGCAGCUUUAACAUAAGUGUCAGAUCGAACAAUAGCCGUUUAGCUUAUGGGUUGUCAGUAAACAAUAUGAAAUCACCAAGAAGUACAUCUGGAUCAGGACGUGACAGCCUUCGAUCUACACCCCGCACUAACACUAGCCCACAUUCUAUGAUUGAAAGUUCUUUGAGUGGUGAUGCUACACCACUGUAUGAUGAAAACUAGUGUUUUAACAGAUUACAAUGUCAGUUACUGCUGUGAAUUCAUUUGCAAAACACCACUAACUGUGCUGUUCCAGUGAUAUUUAAAGACUGGGUGAAAACAAUGUGCUUAAGAUUUAUGCCUCCUUAAAAAGUAUUUGGAGUGUGCUGUUUGGCUUCAGAUAGUAACUUACCAGCUUCAGAUUAUCCUGAGUCUGAAAAGAAGUUGUUUUUAUAAGAUAUCUUUUGUAAUAAAGAUAUAUAAUUUGUUUUGUAUAAAUGUGGAUUAAGCUUUUGUUUAAAGGUAUAAUGAUUUUAUGAUUUUAUCAAAAAGAAUUUGAUUUUUGUACAAAUGUUAAAUAUUCUAUAUGUGCAGAAGGACCAUUCUCCUGGUUUACAUGAGAAUUAUUAUUUAUUUUUUACUGAAAUUUGUGAAAUAUUUGGAUAGUUCGAAAAGUUUCCUCAGAUAGUGGCAUUUGAUUUGUAUUGUAUUGGUAAAGAAGCACAUUUAUUGUCACUGCUAAUGGUCACACAACAUUCAAAAGCAAUAAUAACCUUCACUACAUUAUACUAGAUGUGUUCUUUCACAAACAAUGCAUUUCAUAUUUUCAUGUAGAAUAAAGUCGUGUUACAUUCAUAAUACUUUCACAGUCAAAUUAAUGUGUUCUCAUUUGUGCCACUUAACAAAUAGCUUUGAUACAUAAACAGUUUUAUACUUGUUUUAGUAAUAAUUUUUUACAUUUUACUUUCUAGUUGACUCUGUGAGAGAUGGAAGAGCUUUCAUUUACAGACUCCUUAGAAAAGGGCAGUCACAUAAGGGGCUAUGCACUUGUAUGCAAAUAGAAAAUAUUGCUCAUUUAAUCUCACACUUUCGGAAUAUGAGAGAUCCUAUGUCCUCUUGUUUUCAUAGGUAGAGAGGGGAUGGGGGCAAUAAUCACUCCUGUCUCAAAUUGUCAUUAGCAGGUGUGCCUCUCCUGUCUCUCAUAUUGUCAGUUUAAAUAUAUUGCUCCCUCUUUUUUUACUUCGGUCAUACUGUUCUCAGUCCGAACUGCUCUUUAUUCUUUCAUAACAUAUACAGAUUUGUCCAACAUUCAAAGUUCCUGAUGUUAAAAACUAUUCAAAUGUUAUAACUUUUUUGUAGAAGUGUAUUACAAAAGAUAUUUUUCCAUCCUGUCUUAAAAGUAUUUUUUUUUUCCUCUGGAUGUUAAUUACACCAAGUUUGUAAGUGUAUUUGAUUCAAUCUUCUCCAGAUUUUCUGGUCACAGCAAAUUCAAUCAAUCAAAUAAAUCUUAUAUGUUAUUUAGUGUCCUCUCCUCCUCUGCCUUGUUUUAGUCAUGUGUGCAGAGAAGAAAGUAUUUGCCAGUGAGAGUGUAGUAGCCAAAUUUUGCUGUCACUCUUACUACACCUCAUAUUUAAUCAUGGUAUGAUCUAUUUUCUCACUUCUAUUUGUCGUUAACUGAGGAAACUUUCAUUUUGUGUGAGGAAUUUUGAAACUAAAAGUAUGAUUUUUCCUGUUGCCUGUUAUCUGCUGAAUUCAAACUUGGGAUUAAUGUGAGCACUAUGUGCUCCAAAGUUUUUAAUUGUAGAACUGUCCUCUUUUUUAAAACAUUUUUUAGUGUUGUACAGUUCAUACUAAUUAAACGCCAUAAUAAAGUGCAAAAGCAGGCUUCUGGCAAUUCCAUU